GAGAGGGGACCGAAUCGACUCGAUCCCAACUCUCCUCUCUUCGCUCUAUUCUUCUCCGCCUCCGUCGCCAUCCAUCCGUUGCUUUCCCCCUUCCGCCCUCUCGGCUCCGUCGCUUUCUCCGCUGACUCCCUCCAUUACUAACCCGGGCUAGGGUUUUGGUCCUCGGUAACGAUGGCGGAAUCGGGGGUCCCCGGCUCGCCGGAGAGCGGUCACUCCGGCGACCACGGCGGCGGUGGCGGAGGAGGAGCGAGCGCCAGGGAGCAGGAUCGGUUCCUACCCAUCGCCAACAUCGGGCGGAUCAUGCGCAAGGCCAUCCCGGAAAACGGCAAGAUCGCUAAGGACGCCAAGGAGUCCGUGCAGGAGUGUGUCUCUGAGUUCAUCAGCUUCAUCACCAGCGAAGCGAGCGACAAGUGCCAGCGGGAGAAGAGGAAGACCAUCAACGGCGACGAUCUGCUGUGGGCGAUGGGGACGCUCGGCUUCGAAGAGUACGUCGAGCCCCUUAAGCUCUACUUGCAGCUCUACAGGGAGGUCGAGGGCAAUGGCAAGGGUUCACGUCCCGCAGAGCAAUCAGGAAAGAUAGACGGGGCAAUUAAUGGGGACCCAGGUGCUUCGUUCAAUGGCAUGUAGGAUCGGUUGUCGUGGACUCGAAGGGUUGUUCCUAGGAGUGCGUACUAUGUCCUUCAAUCAGAAUGAUAGCCUAUGAGUUCUUGCUGCUGCAGACAUAUCUGUUGUUAUUUCUUCAUGUUGUAUAUUGCCUGGCCUUCCAAAUGACCAGCACCCAGAAAAAUUGUUCCAGCCCAUGCAUGUCUUGGACUUGGACCCAUCACUGAUCUCAGCUCAACUUUGGCCUUUGCUAAGAAAUUUGUCUGACUGUUGUGAAAACAGACUUAUAUAGCUUGUGAAAUUUGGUUAAGGAAUCACUGUUGCAAUGUUUUACAUGCUUCAUUCUGUAUCAUGUCAAAUUUAAGGAGCUAUGUUGCUUGGAUUUGGUGCAGUAA
This is a messenger RNA of Musa acuminata subsp. malaccensis (wild Malaysian banana), 998 nucleotides long. Lineage: Eukaryota; Viridiplantae; Streptophyta; Magnoliopsida; Zingiberales; Musaceae. The record is from RefSeq and is a predicted model, not a curated record.